Molecule: messenger RNA, 1492 nt
Organism: Daphnia carinata
Lineage: Eukaryota; Metazoa; Arthropoda; Branchiopoda; Diplostraca; Daphniidae
Product: DNA-directed RNA polymerase II subunit RPB1-like
Exons: 3
Coding region: 80-1492 (470 amino acids)
Source: RefSeq, a predicted model, not a curated record
CUUGCCACUUCAAUUCAGUUGCAGCUCUUCUGAAUUAAGUAAACUUUGUACAAUUUCUAAUACCUUAUAGUCUGCAGGCAUGGUUAUUAACGGCGUCACGAUGCUAUUGGUGGUUUCCUUAAUGAUGUUGGGAUCGGCUUUGAGUGGACCUACGGCAUCUUCCUACACUACCCCAACACCUUAUACUACGCCGGCUUCUUAUUACGCCUAUACUGCCUACACCACGAUGCCGCCCUACUAUACCACGAUGCCGCCCUACUACUCCACCAUGCCGCCCUACUACACCACCAUGGCGCCCUACUACACCACCAUGGCGCCCUACUACACCACCAUGGCGCCCUACUACACCACCAUGGCGCCCUACUACACCACCAUGGCGCCCUCUUACACUACCAUGGUCGCCUAUUAUGCUACGAUGGCUUCCGCUUACGCUACAAUGUCUCCCUCCUACGCUACAAUGGCACCCUCCUACGCUACAAUGGCACCCUCCUACGCUACAAUGGCACCCAGCUACGGCACAAUGGCACCCAGCUACGCCACAAUGACACCCAGCUACGCCACAAUGACACCCAGCUACGGCACAAUGGCACCCAGCUACGGCACAAUGACACCCAGCUACGGCACAAUGACACCCAGCUACGCCACAAUGGCUCCCAGCUACGCUACUAUGGCACCUCCCUACGCCACAAUGGCACCCCCCUACGCCACAAUGGCACCCGCUUACGCCACAAUGGCACCCGCUUACGCCACAAUGGCACCCGCUUACGCCACAAUGGCACCCAGCUACGCCACAAUGGCCCCGGCCUAUGCUACCAUGGCCCCCUCUUACGCCACAAUGGCACCCGCCUAUGUUACAAUGGCCCCAAGCUAUGCCACCAUGGCCCCAGCCUACGCCACCAUGGCCCCAGCCUACGCCACCAUGGCCCCAGCCUACGCCACCAUGGCCCCAGCCUACGCCACCAUGGCCCCAGCCUACGCCACCAUGGCCCCAGCCUACGCCACCAUGGCCCCAGCCUACGCCACCAUGGCCCCAGCCUACGCCACCAUGGCCCCAGCCUACGCCACCAUGGCCCCAGCCUACGCCACCAUGGCCCCAGCCUACGCCACCAUGGCCCCAGCCUACGCCACCAUGGCCCCAGCCUACGCCACCAUGGCCCCAGCCUACGCCACCAUGGCCCCAGCCUACGCCACCAUGGCCCCAGCCUACGCCACCAUGGCCCCAGCCUACGCCACCAUGGCCCCAGCCUACGCCACCAUGGCCCCAGCCUACGCCACAAUGGCCCCAGCCUACGCCACAAUGGCCCCAGCCUACGCCACAAUGGCCCCAGCCUACGCCACAAUGGCCCCCCCAUACGCCACGAUGGCUCCCUACUACACAGCAACCGAGUCCUACUACACUACGAUGGCAAGCUACUACAUGACAACGCCCAGAUCUCAGUUAUUGCCUUUAUCUAGUUUGACUACGAUCGUCAUGAAGCAACACAGCUCAUGA